AGACGUUGGGCGGGGGGGAGGGGCCGGCCCGGCCGGCGGUUGUUACUCGAGCGCCGCGGCUACAGGCCCCCCGCCGCAGGGAUGGACCGCCGAGGCGGCGGUCGGGGCGGCGGAGGCGGAGGCGGCCGGCCCGGCCAACCCUCAUCAUGGAUGCAAGAUGGGUACCACGGUUCCAAGCAUCAUAUCCAGACAAGACAACAUCCAGCAGAAGGUGAUGGAUUCAGGUUUCUGUAACAUUUCUGGAGGCCCCAGCGAGAUUCCAACCAUGCCAGCCCCUUGAGUUGCCGGGGCAGUGGAGCAACGGCCUGGAGGUCGUGGAACCCUGAAAGCGAAUGAGGUGGCCCACCACCCCACAGUAUUCUGGGUCCUCCUUUGCGGAGGUGGUUGAGUCCUCUGGGCAGCUGAACCCCGACCAGCCUCGGUGGAGGGACAGACCAGUUCACCAGGCAGCACAUCCGGAUCAGCUUCAGGAUCUUUUUGACCUUGAAGAAAGGAAAAGUGAAGAUGUUGUGGCACUACAUCAGAAGCAAAGCCUGGAGUUCUGUGCUUUAGAGGUGGUGUUGCCAUCCUAUGAGUGCAGGAGUCCUGGAGCUGGCAUGGCCGAGGAACCCUUGGACAGGCUGGAGAAAGGAAGCGGUAAAAUGGCUGUGGUGCACAGACCCUUUGAAGAGAUCACAGAUUCUAGGACUGAAGAGGAAGUACAGGAUUUAAUCCAAUUGUGAGGAGAUAAAAACUCGAGGGGCACACAGCCAGUGUCACCGAAAUUCAAAACAACCAGCAGGAUUUGAAAGACUUUGGCUUGUCCACUCAGCUCUGUCAUCCUUAGGGAAAUGUGAAACUCUGAAACUGCUUUUGAGGCAGGGGAUUUCUGGGGCUUUUCCUGAAGUCCUGACCCUUGGCUCUGACCGCUUAUUUGAAAUUUGGAGAGCAGGACUGAGGGCCAUCAGUGUGCUUCUACAGUUGUGGACACAGGAGAAGACACAGGCCUUUUCAAACUCCCCUCAAGCAGAAUCCCAGGCAUUUAGGAACCAAGUAACUAUGGCCUGAAGUGGGAUUAUGCUGCAGCGUUUGAUAAGUAUGAAUGCCUUUCAAGUCAGCUACUUUUCUUGGAAGCAGUGUGGCCAAGGAGAGAGAGAAUGUCUCUCAGAUGUCAGCUUUGAGGAGGAGGAGUUCAGAUGUCCAGAACUGGACUAGCACUUUUGAAUUUCCCAGAAGGCCGGGCCCUGUGACUUCCUUGGGAAGCUGUGCACCUCCUCACCCCCACCCCUGCACUGCUGGAGUCCAGGGCCACUCUGGUCUGCAAACCAAAUCCUGCCUCAUUGUGCCGGGGGGCCAGGCUGGGGUUGGAGAGAGGCAGGAGAUGUUAGCCGAGACAUUGCUUCCAUACCUGGACACAGAUUCACAUGGAGAGCUGCCUGCAAGGCUGUAUCAAGAUGUUGCUGUUCCACAGCAAGAUGGGAAUGACCACCUAACCCAGUAUCAAAAGCUCCCAGAGGAGUUUCCAGUGCUAGACUGGGAUCAGAAUCAGGCCCCAGCUCUGUCUCGACCUAAAGGUAAUAACGUGAAAGCUACAGACGUGGAUCAAGAUGAAGAUCACCAGUCAUUUCAAAUACUUAUUCCACCGCUAGGUAGUAAGAGUUCCAGACCAACAGAGUUUAUUGUUUCACCCCCUAACCUGAAGAAAGAUUUAGUUCAGCAUCGACGACUUGCGAAAAUUGUUAUUGGAACUACAGGCCAUGUGGGGAAAAAACCUCAGGAUCUAGACAAACAGUUACAGAAUGGUUAUUUGGAUUCCAGUAUGGAUGUCAUUAAUCCUGAGGAGAACCUACUUUUGGAUCUUCUGGGAAGCCCAGAUCAGCCUCCAGAGCCCUUUGAGGAGGCUGAAAUUCCCUCAUCCCUGCAGGAGGCCCAGACUCAUCAUCCAGAGCUCACUGAGGAGGUUGACUCUUCACUCCAGCAAGAGGCUCCUGCUCAAAAUUUGCAGACCCCUGAGAAGGGUGAAUCUUUUCUGUCUCAGGCAGAGGCCCAGGCUCAGCGUCCAGAGACCACUGAAGAGAUAGAACUACCUCCACUUCAGCAGGGGGCUCUGUCCCAGCCUUCAGAGGCCCCUGAGGAGGUAGGCACUUCAGUCCCUCAGGCGGAGGGAGGACUUCAGGAGGUUUUAGUUGAGCCAUUAAGACAUCAUAAGGUAAAUGUUCCCAACCAGAAUGAAGCUCAGCAAUCAAACCUGCACGGUGUCACUGUUAACCCUGUGGAUCUGGCACUUACUAUAACUCCAGAGGUCACUAAUGUGGUUGAAACUUCUCCAGUUCAGCAGGAGGUCCCUUCUCAGCCUCCAGAGAGCCCUGAGGAGGUAGAACCUCCUCCAGUCCAGGAGGAAGCUCCGUCUCAGCUUCUAGAGAGCCCUGAGGAGGUGGAACCUCCUCCAGUCCAGGAGGAAGCUCUGUCUCAGCCUCCAGAGAGCCCUGAGGAGGUGGAACCUCCUCCAGCCCAGGAGGAAGCUCUGUCUCAGCCUCCAGAGAGCCCUGAGUAUGAAUCUGCCCUACUCCACCAAGAGUCCCCAUCGCAAGUUCCAGGGUUCCCUGGUGAGAAUGUACCUCAGUUUCCAGCAAGUGAUGAGGCAGCAGCUCAACCUGGAAGUAAGUAUCCAGCUCACUCCAACCCAUCCAGUGUUACACUUAAACCGGUGGAUUUGGAACUUACGGUCACUCCAGAGCCUGCUAAGGAAGGCGAGUUUACCACAGCCCAGCAGGAGGCCCUGCCUCAGCCUCUUGAGUAUUCUGUGGAGGCAGAACCUUCUCCAACCCUGCAGGAUGCCACAGGUCCGCCUCCAGAGCCUCCUGAGGAAGCUGAGCCUUCUCCGGGUGGAGAGGGACAACUGGCUCAGCCUUAUGAGCCUAAUGAGGAAGUUGUACCCUUUUCAAACCAGCAGGAGAGCCCAGCUCAGCCCACAGAGCAUCCUGAGGUGGUGAAACCAGCCACCCAGCAGGAGAGCCCAGCUCAGUCUCCAGCAGAGAUAGAGCCUUCUGCAACCCAGCUGGAAAGCACAGCUCAGCAUCCAGAGUCUCCUGCUGAGGCCGAACCCUCUCCAGCUCAUCCUCAAGAGCAUGAUGUGACAGCAGCUUCUCCUCCAGGCCAGGAUCAAGCUCAGUCUCUGCAGAGGCCCAGUGUCACUGUUAAACCUGUGGACCUUGCACUCACCAUAACUCCAGGGCCCACAAGUGAAUCUGAAACCUCUCCGCCCCAACAAGAGGCCUCAGCUCAGUCUGCAGGGUCCCCUGAGCAACUGGAACCAUUAUUAGUCCAGCAGGAGGCUCCGGAUCAGCCUCCAGCCCCCUCGGGAAGUGGUGAACCUUCUCCAGUCCAGCUUGAGCCUCCAACUCAGCCUCCAGAGACCUCUACAGCUGCCACAGCUCAGCCUCCAAUCCAUAAUGAGGUGACGUUCUCAUCUGCGGGUCCAGGAGAAGCUCAGCGUCCAGUGAUGCCUGGUACCACAGGUAAACCCCUGGAUCUCGCAGUUGUCAUCACUCCAGAGCCUGCUAAGGAGGCUGAAAGUUCUUCAGAGCAGCAAGAGGGCUCUGCUCAUUUUCCCGUUUCCCCCGAACAGGCUGAGUUUUCUCCAAUCCAGUCCAAGCCUCUUUCUCUGUCUACGGAGCCCCCUGGGAAGGCUGAAUCUUCUCUAGGCCAACAAGAGACCGCAGCUCAGACUCCAGAUCACCUCAAGGGGCCGGGGCUUUCUUUGGUCCCGGAGGAGGCCCCAGCUCAGCCUCCAGAGCCACCUAAAGAGGUUGAGAUGACAGUUGGAACACCAGGACAGAAUCAAGCUCAGCAUUCCAACUCGCCCGGUGUCACUGAUAAACCUUUGGACCUGGGGCUUACUAUAACUUCAGAACCUACUACGGAGGCUGAACAUUCCACAUCUCCCCCUUCAAAACACUCUGAGAUGACACUUGCCCCUUCAAGUGUCACUCCAGUCUCAGUUCACACUGUGGACCUGGAAGUUACUGUAACUGGAGCAUCCAGUGUGAACACUGAACUUUCUCAAACAAGGCAGGAGACCCCAACGCAGCCUCCUGAGCCACCUAAGGAGGUUGUCUCUCAAUAUCCACCCCAUCAGGAGGUGACCGUUCCAACUCCAAGUAAGGGUCAAGGUCAACACCCAGCACCGCCCAGCGUCACACCUCAUCAUAUAGACCUGGAGAUCACCAUAACUCCAGAACCUGCUACAGAGGCUGGACAUUCUACAGUCCUCCAGAAGACUACAGCUCCUUCUCCUGAGGUGGCACUUGCACACCCAGACCUGACUCGAGUCACAGUUCCACCUGUAGACCAGGACGUUACCAUAACUCGGCACCCAGGGUCACCGAAGACACCUACUUCAACGGAGCCUUUGGUGGUGCCUUCUAUAACAUACACCUCAGAAAAGGAGCAACCGGAACAGAGCGCUUCUACAGUUGUGAACAUCUGUGAGCUCUGCAUCUGCAGUAAUGAGACCUUGUCCUGCGUUGGUCUCAGCCCAAAGGAGAGGCUUCGCAGAGUGCCCAUGCCAAAGCCCAACAGCUACAAUGGCACCUUGACUGUCCUAGAUUUCCAAGGAAACUCUAUUUCUUACAUUGAUGAAAAUGCUUGGAAGCCUUACCGGUGGACUGAGAAACUGAUUCUCAGAGAUAAUUCUUUGACUGAGUUACAUAAGGAUUCAUUUAAAGGCUUGCUAGCCCUCCGGUAUUUAGAUUUAUCCUGCAAUAAGAUACAGUUUAUUGAAAGUGGUACAUUUGAAUCACUACCUUUUUUGGAGUUUGUAAAUCUUGGAUGUAAUGUAAUCAUAGACCUGAGCUUUGGAACAUUCCGGGCCUGGCAUGGAAUGCAGUUUUUACAGAAGGUAAUUCUCAGUCAUAAUCCUUUGACAACAGUUGAAGACACUUACCUUUUUAAAUUGCCAGCAUUAAGAUAUUUAGACCUGGGAAAAACACACGUCUCACUUACAACAAUUGAAAGAAUCCUCAUGAUGUCCCUUGAAUUGGAAAAACUGAUCUUACCUAGCCGUCGGACCUGCUGCCUCUGCCAAUUUAAAAAUACUAUUGAAGUUGUCUGCAAGACAGUCAAGCUGCACUGUGACAGUGACUGCCUGACAAACACGACACAUUGUGGUGAAGAAGCAGCUGUAGGGAACAUAGAAGGAUCGUUCAUGAAAGUGUUACAAGCCCGGAAAAAUAAUACCAGCACCGAGCUGAUUAUUGAGCCAGAGAAGGCGUCCUCAGACGAACAUGGUGUCAGCUUCUCAGCCUUCAUCGAUGAACAGCUAGACUUUAAUGACAAAAGUGACAUUAUCAGUGCACUAAGUUAUGUACUGCCUUAUUUCUCGGAGGGAAAUCUAGAAGAUUUAGAAACAGCAUUUUUACCAUUCAUUAAACUUCUCUUUUCACAUCUACAAGAUGGAGAUAAGUCCCUGGGUUAUUUGGAAAAAAACACAAGGAACCGUUUUCUUAAACCUGAAUCCAACAAUUUACCUUAUAAAAAUAAACUGCAGAGAUUUUAUCAUCUGAAAAAAUGGUCAGAUUCAGAAAUGCAAAAAGAAAUCGAUGAAGUUGAAAAGAAGGAAAAAGCUGCCAGGCUUGUACGUGCUGACCCUUUGGAUCACAAAUUAUGGCAGGCCUUUCAAAAGCAAUUGGACACUGCCCAACCACAGGAAAACAGCCCAGCCAAGACUGAGAGUGUAGGGAAAAGGCUGCAGGGAGUGGACUGGGUCCUCAGGGGCCCAAAUGGCAUCAUCAAAAAACGUGUCAAAGAAUUGACACGUCGGAGGAAACAGAAUUCCCAGCCACCUGUGGAGAACACUGCCAAGGAUGAAAAGCAGUUGGACACUGCCCAACCACAGGAAAACAGCCCGGCAAAGACUGAGAGUGUAGGGGAAAGGCUGCGGGGAGUGGACUGGCUCCUCAAGGACCCAGAUGUCAUCAUCAAAGAAAGUGUCAACGAACUGAAGCAUUGGAGGAAACAGAAUGCCCAGCCAGCUGUGGAGAACACUGCCAAGGAAGAGGCACUCAAGAGGCAGUCCCCAGGAGCGGGGGGGCAGCUUCACAUGAUGUGGAGGCCCCGGAAGUUAGUGGGAAGCUCCUUCAACACAAAACCCUCACUUAUAAAUGAAGACAAAGCAGCAGUCUCUUCUUCCCUGCCUCCUGCCCCCACCCCUCCUAAAUCUGAGGUUAAACAGGAAUCAAAAGACUUAUCCUACACUAUUUUAGAAGAUGCAGAAGGUAUAGUUAGAAAUAUGGAAGCUUCUAAACCAACCUCACGUCCCAGAAAAAAACACCUGUUCCUUGGUCCUCGCUCUCGUGCGAUGCACAGAGCAUUCCAGGCCAAAAGAAAUCGAAAUUUGAAAAGGAAAGAGCUCCUCAGGAGAAUAUCCGCAGGCAGGCCUCCCUCCUCUGCAGUGAGGAGCCUCAUAAAUUCUCCUUCACGAGAAGCUAUUUCUUCUUCAGGAGAACUAAAUUCUCAUGAAAAUCCACCAGAAUUAUUUUCUUCUUUAGACCCUCUUGCAGGAAAGGCGACUGUGCCAGAAGGAGCUAUCUCUGAAGUCGCUGCCCAUACGGAUGUACCCAGCACAUAUUCUGUUACUACAGGCAACUUUAUGCCAACUGUUGAACACACGGGUGAAACACAACUGGAAUACCACAGCGUGGACACUGAAUUACCCUCUAAACCCACCAGCUUCACUUCCCCAGGGCCUUCAUCCUUGGGUGAUCAGUUUGAAAUCCAGGUAAACCAGCAGCUACGGUCCAUCAUCCCAAAUGAUUAUAUGAGAGGCCUCAUUUCUCAUUUGAUCCGAACUCUCAAAAUGGACUGCUCUGAGACGCACGUGAAGCUGUCCUGUGCCAAGUUUUUCACCAGAACAGGCCUUCUGAUAAAGCUGCUUAGUGAGCAGCAAAAAGUAAAAUUGUCCCAGGCAGAGGGGGAUACUGACCUGUGGAAAACUGAGAACUACAUCAGUGAGAGCGCAGAAGGCCGGAGUGACCAGACAGGGCAGGAGCCACAUGAGCUCACAGAAGAAGUUCCAGGAUACGGCUAUUCCAACGAACUCAUCUUGGCAAUAUCAGUAUCUGUGACUGCAGCAGUGGCUGUCUUGGUUAUAGGUUUCUGCCUUUUUGAGAUUUAUUCUCACAGGACAGCAGCAAAGGGCGAUAGAAAAAGCGUAAGGGGCUUCUUUCGAUUUGUGCUGCAUAGAAAAUGCCCAGAGGAAACUGAGAGUCAGGAGGGCUUCUGGAGAAUGCGGCCGUUCUGGCUCAGGGACGUGUACAAACCUCUCAGUGCCACACGCAAGAAAAAUAUGAUGCAGAAGCUACAUGAUGGGGAAUCUUCUGAUGAGGAAGAGAUUUUCAGUAGGGAUGCAAGGGCACCCAGAGAUGGCGCAGCUGACGUGGUUCUGACCAUCGAGUCGGAAGAGCCGGAUGAGGAGAGUGAGACAGCACAGGGGAGCGACGCGAUCCUGGACAAACUGCUCGAUGCUGGUCUCUAUACUGGAGAAGUGACUGAAAUCGUGGGAGGCCCAGGUAGCGGCAAAACCCAGGUACACGUGCGGCCAGCAGCAGGAGGACUGGUGGAGGUGUGUCUUUGUGUGUCUGCACACAUGGCCUGUGGCCUGCAGCAGAACGUCUUGUACAUCGACUCCAUGGAGGAUUCACAGCCUCCUGCAUUCUCCAGCUACUUCAGGCCAGAACCCCAGAUGAGGAGGAGCAGGCAGGAGCUCUUCAGAGGAUCCAGGUGGUGCGUGCCUUUGACAUCUUCCAGUUGCUGGAUGUGCUGCAGGACCUGGGAGGCACUGUGGCCCAGCAGCUUGGCUGAACCCAGUCGCAUGUAGUUGAAGAUACCAGACCCAUAGAAGAGGCAGACCACAGUGAGAUGGGAGCCACAUGUGGAGAAGGCUUUCUUCCUGCCCUCCAAUGAGCGAAUUCAGAGAACUGCAGCUGCCACAUGGGCAUAGGAGGUGAGAACGAGAACCAUGGGGGUACCUGCCAGUAUGAAACCCACACCGAAGAGCAGAAGCUCAUUGAGUUGGAGUUGGGUGCUGGAGCAGGAGAGCUGGAAGAGCUGUGGGAGGUCACAGUAGAAGUGGUUGAUCACACUGGGGCCACAGAAGUUGAGUGUGGAUAUGGCUACAGUGUGGGUCAGUGCAUUGGUGAAGGCACAAGCCCAGGACACAGCCACCAGUAUCCUCUGGACUGUCUGGCUCAUGCGGAUGCUGUAGGUGAGGGGCUGGCAGAUGGCCAGGAAUUGGUCAUAGGCCAUGGCUGUCAACCAGAAGCAGUCCACCCCAACCAGCUGAUGGAAUAAGAAAAGCUGUGUAUGAGGCAGGCUGCAUAGGGAACUGUGUGCUUGUGGGACAGAAGACAAGCCAACAUGGAGGGAACAGUGACGGUGAUGCACCCAAUGUCCAGCACUGAUAGGUUCCCCAGGAAGAAGUACGUGGGGGUGUGGAGUUUGGGUUCCACUAAGAUGGCUUCCAGGAUGCUGAGGUUGCCCCCAACCGUGACCACGUAGGCAAAGAGGAAGAGAACAGAGACAACUGGCCUCAGCUCUGGUGUCUCCACCAAGCCAGCAGGACGAACUCAGUAACAUCUGUUCCAUUGGCCCCAGGUUCUGGCUGCAUUCGUUUCUGCAAGGAAAUAUCCAAAGAGAUGAAGAAUCAGCCCUUUCAGUAUAUUUAUUCAAAAAGAAGAAACAGACUUCCUUCUCCAUGCUGAGCUCUCUGCUAAGUUCUUCCUCCCCAAGUAAGGACUCUCCCACGGCCCAGGCAUACACACUGGUUCGCUCUUUGACUACAUUUUCCUCAACAGCAUUACUUCAUUCUCAGGUACAGGGGAAUCCUUUCACAAUGUGAACAUAUAUCAUCACAUUUUACUUUAAAUAUAUUAUAAUUUUAUUUGUCAAUUAUACCUCUGUUAAGCUAGAGAAAUAACAUUUUAUAAGCUUAAAAAAAUGAGAAGUCCAGGAAUAGACCUAAAAUAAUAUAGGAAUUUAGUAUAUGAUGUAAGUGGCAUCUUAAAGGAAUGGGGAAAUAUAUUAUUUAGUAAAUGCUCUUGGGGCAAUAACAGAGCUAUCUGGGAAAUACGUAAGUUGUAGACAUAUCUCAUAUAUUUGGAUAAAAAUCAAUUCUAAAUAGAUCAAAGAUUUAAAUGUAAAUAUUAAACCAGAAAGUUAUUGGGAGAAAACUGGAGACUUUUAAUAAUUAAAAGUGCAAGGAUGAAAAAAAAAGUGCAAGGAUGACUCAAAAUAUAGACAAAUUUUAAAUAACCAAAAUUGACAAAUCUGUUAAAAUUUACCAGUUCUGCCAAAUUGUCUAAGUGGAACUACAUCCCCAAAGCCCCAUUCCCUGUAUGCUUCCAGCUUAGGGUUGACCACGAGGGGAAUUCGCAUGGUAGCUGUAAGGUAGGAUUGAAAAGGGAAAUGGGCAAUCUUUCAAAAUUACAAAUGUGUUUUUCCUUUUACCUGGUAGUUCUACUUCUGGGAAUUUAUCUACCAGAUGUAUAGUCACACAUAAGAAAUGAUGUAUGUGUGAGCUUGUUUGUUGCAGCAUUUGUUUGUAAUAGCAAGUAAUCAGAAAUAACCUAUCUGUUCAUUAUUAGAGGGCUGACUAAAUUAAUUAUGGCAUAUCCUUCCAAAGGAUAUGCAGCUGUAGGAAAGAUCUCUGUGCUGAUUUGAAAGAUAUCAAAACCAUAUUAUUAAAUGUCAGUUACAGCUGGUAGAGUGUGCAUACCGUAUAGUGAGCAGUUGAAGGCAAGGUUUUAACCCGAGUAUUCUGACUCCAGAACCCCUGCUCUUAACCUUUACACACACCAUCAAGGCACCUCAAGGUUCAUCAAACCAUGUCCUUCUCCUGCAGUUCUCUCUCAGUCUAUUUCUGACCCAUUCUUCUGACUCAAACACCCACUUUCUUCCUUGUGACAGCCAUGCCCUUGUAGAGCUCAGUCUUGCCUUGCAGAUUGCAUAGCUCCAGUCCAGAUGAGUGCCUUGGGUGGAUCACAGCCACAGUCUUCAGUUGCCCCCUGGUUUCUCUUUUUUAUUUUAACCCAUGUCAUCAGAUUGCAAACUCUGUAACUUCCUAUAUUCCCACCUUUGCUUACGCUGUUUUCUCUAUAUUGAAUGUCCUUCCAAUGCCACAGGGUCAAAGUCUUUAAGACUCGGCUCAAAUGCUGUCUCCUCCAGGAAUUCCUCCCUGAUCUGUGCCCAUUUUAAGGUGAUAUUUACAUUUUCAACAUUCCCAUUGCACUCUAAUUGUAUGCUACAUGGCACUUACCGCUGUGCCUUCUAGUGCAAUCACUUAGUGACUUAGUGUAUUUCCUCCAGUCCAAUUUAAGGAUGAGACUCAUGGCUGAUUCAACUUUAGGAACUAUAUGCGUAAAAUUAAUAAUGCAUCAUUUCAUAAAUAAAUGGAUGACUGAAUGGUUGACAGAGGUUUUCUGACAGAGGGCAUCACUGUGAGCUAGAGUGGUGAGGAUAGGGUUAGUUAAUGGACAAGGGGGAAAUUUGUGCUAGACUUUGAGGAAUGGGUAAGAUUCGGAGGGGGCUAAGAGUCAAGUGAAAAGUACAAGGUUACUGCUGUAGGGGUGAGUCCUCCAUUUGUCUAGAUGGGCAUGCAGUGGUUGUGGUAAUCCACACACUGACAUAUAGCUCUUUAUAUAAACUUCCCACAUAUUUUCUACAUUUGGAAGAUAGAUUCAUCAGAAACAAGUAAGUCAUGAGCCAGAACGAUAUGCUCCCCUAGUAGCUUCUGUGCAGCCCUCAAUCAACAAGGGACAAGGUUAAAUAAGAGUCUCCUAAAUCCUGAUUGUUCACCAGGCUGUCCAUCCAGGGUGUCUGUGUCUGAUGGGAUCACAAGAGUAAUCACUGACAAGGAGGCACUCCUAGAUCACCAUUCUUGGGGGUCCGUAUGAGUUCUAGGCUCCCCUUAUUCUGCCAUGACCACUCCCUACUCUGAAGUUCCAAUAGGUUCUUCAUGCACUAGGGUUGGUCUUAGAGAUCUGGUCAGGCUGUCCAGUAAGGACUGGGUUCUUUGGCAGAGAAAUUAAACACUGAAUCUCCUCCCACUCACCCUUAACAAAGUCAGAAAAUGAGCUUCAUCUAAAAAAAAAAGGGAAUUGGUAAAGACGCCUGAAAGCCAAACCUCAAUCUUUGGGUUACAGUCCCAGCUCUUCCACUCACCUGAUGGGUCAUCCUGAGCAAAUCUCUUAUUUUCACUUUUGAGACCUUGGUUGCUGAAUCUGUAAAGCAAGGAGGCUUGACUUACUCAGUAACAACUGAAGUUCCUUCCCGGUUACACGGGAGUAGAGGGAGGGCCAUCCAGCAAGAUUUCCUGGAAAGGGCUGUAGAAAGGGGUUGAGACUGUGCACAAAUGCAGUCAGCUACUCUGGGGGCAGGUGCUGGGCUUUAUAUACGGAAAUGAGAUAAAGAGAGGCCAAGACCAUCUCUGUCAUGGGACUUCUCCAGCAUACUGUUACCCUCUUGAGACCUUGAAAUUAGCCCAAGAAGGGAGAGGAGGUGAUGGGAAGGGCUAAGGGCAGGUAAAUAAUACAAGCCCUAAUAAAUACAGCUGUGGGAAAGCAGUGGGGCCUCACACCUCUGUGGGGAUUUAGAAUUUUCCCAAACAUCUUCAUCACCGUCCUCUAUAUUAAUUUAUGGAGAUGGUUAGGGCAGGUAUCAUAAUAACUCCUUUUAACAGAUGGGGACAUGAGGGAGCUGUUUGCAUUCCCAGUCAAGUAGGAGACUGGAGGCAGAGCCAGGAUUCAGUCUGGGUCCCCAGACUGAGGGCUUUGCUCCCCUGGUCCAAACAGGACUUGGGGGCACAGACAAGCUGCCUUCCAAACCUGGGGAUGAGAAAGAAACCCAAGAAAGGAGGCAAAAGCUGGAGAGGCCUUUUCCAACUUUAAAUUCGUAAGGAAUCCUCAGGAACAGAAUUCAUUCCCACCCGGGGCCCUGUUGGUGGGGUCCAAAGAGACUGAGUCCUAGGAAUCCUGUAAUCCUGAGUGAGGCGAUAGGAGCCCAGGGCUGUGCUGGGAGGAACUGGGGGCCCCCUGGGAACUUGCCCCCAACCAUGAUUUUCUGGGCCAGGCCCUUAGAAGAUGGAAGUCUAGUGAUAGGGAUGAUGGAGAAAGAAAACUGGAGAGGCUAGGUAGUACCACCCUUGGAUUCUUAUGUCCUCCUCAGUUAAUUGCACACCCAAGCCCAUGUGACAGCAGACUUCUGCUGGACCUUGUAGAUGAACAGCCCUGCUCACCCAGUUAACAACAACUACUGAACCCCUCUCACCCCAUUUCCUUAUCUGUAAAAUGAGAGUAAUAUACUGUCUUAGGGUUCCUGGGAGAAUUAAAUGAAGUAACACACAAAGUGCCUAGUAGAAGACCACUAAUAUUAUUAGUAGUAUAAUAACAUUUAUUGUGUGCUUGUUAUGUACAUGACACUAUAUCAUAAGCUUUAUAUACACAAAAUCCCAAUCAACCCUUACAACCAUUCUAUGCAGUGGAUACCUGUAUUAUUCCCAUUUUGCAGAUAAAUAAAUUGAGGUUCAGAGUGAUUCAGUAAUUUGCCAUAGGCCACAUUGUUAGAACUUUGAGGAGUUGGGGUUCAGUCUUGCAUUUGCCUAAUUCCAGGUUACAUGAUUUCCAAAAUUAUGCUACUUGAUUUACUUCCCUACCCUCUCCCAGUUAAUGUCUUUCCCCCAAACAAUAUACUUUUAGCUUCUGUUGCUUAUGAUAAAUAAUGCUCCAGAUACGCCCUGGACUAUGCAUUAGGCUUGCACUGUUGGCUUAAGGAUGUAAUAUAUGAAUGUUAAGGCUUUGCAUCGUUCAGUAACAUUUUUCUAAACAUAAGACUUAUAAAAUACUAUACAUAAAAAUUAUGACUGAUAAUAUAAGCUUAAACAUUAAUAAAAUCCACAAGGAAAUUAAAUAUAGUCCCUAAAUAAUUCUUGUGUAAAGGAGAAAAACCACCACUCCAGUAUUAUACUAAUGUAAGAGUAGAGAGAUUUAUACAAACAUCAACGAUAUAUUAGAAAUGCCACGUCUUCUCCAACUGUCAAACUUCUCUUCAUUUUUCUUCUCAUCCUCCUUCUUCCCACUCAAAUAGGUAUAAGGUAGUGUCCCUUUGCAUCUGCAGUUCCUUAGUUAUUAAUUUGGUUGCGCAUCUCUCCAAAUACUUGCUGGUUCUAUGUAUUUAUAUCUAUGAAAUGCAUGUUCUGCCUUUUACCCAUUUUGUUAUUAGGCUUUUGUCUUUUUCCUAUUGAUUUGUAGGAGUCAUUUACUAGAAUCCAAAUCCUCUUUUGGUAAUAGGAUAUUACAAAUUACAGAUGUCUUCUCCAAGUUUGUGGCUUGCAUUUUCUCUUUUCUUAAGGGAUAUUAUGAUAAUCAGUAGUUUGAAAUUUUAAUAUAGUCAAAUUGACAAUAUUUAAAUGUUGUGGCUUAGUGCUCUUUGUGUCUUGUGUAACAGAUCCUUUUCUAUCUUAAGGUUAGAAAGAUAAAUUAGGGGUCGGGGAUUAACAGACACACAUUACUAUAUAUAAAAUAGAUAAACAACGAAGACCAACUGUAUAGCACAGGAAACUAAAUUCAAUUUCUUGUAAUAACAUAUUUCCCAUCAUUUUCUUCUAGAAGUUUUAGAGUUUUGCACUUCACAUUAAACAUUUAAAUCCUCGGUCCAUCUCAAUGGAGAGUGAUGUAAGGAUGCUAUUUCAUUUUAUUGCAUGUGGAGAACCACGUUACCCAGCUCCAGUUACUGAAUAGUUCCACUUUCGCCCAUCCGCCAUGCCACCUCCAGCAUGUUGCUGAGUAUAUCUGUGUGUGGCCAUAUUUCUAGAAUCUCUGUUAUGUUCUCUUGGUCAAUUUGUCUGUCUCUACAUACACUAUACUGUCUUAAUAUUGUAAUAUUAUGCUAAGUAUUUGGUAGGGUAAGCUUCUUUAUUUUCAUUCUUUUCCUUUGAGACUAUUUUGGUGAUUUUAAUCAUUUAAUCUAUUACACAAAUUUUAGAAUCUGCUUAAGCUCCACAAAAAACCCUUUCAGAGUUUUGAUUACAGUUACAUUGAAUCUAUAGAUAGAUUUGGGAAGAAAUGACAUGUUUACAUCAGUCUUUGUACUUUCCAUUUAUUUAUAACUUUUUUACAUAUAUAUAUAUACACACACACACACAAAUAUUUGUCAAAGGAUUUUUAUAUUAUCUUUUUUAAUGUCUUUAAAGUUUUACACAUUACUGUGUACAAGUUUUGUACAUCUUUUGUUGCAUUUAUUACUAGGUCCUUUUAAUUUUUGUUGUUGUGAAUUAGGUUUUUCUUUAAAAGUUAUAUUUUCUCAUUGUUUGGUGCUGGUGUGUAGAAAUGGAAUCGAUUUUAUAUACUGAGUUUAGGCCACCUUGCUGAAUUUUCUUUUUAUUGUUAGUAGUUUGUCCACAGAGUCUUUUUAUGUUCUUUACAAACAAUUACACUGAUUAUGAGAUGUUUUCCUGAUGCUUUUAAUUUUUUUUUUUUACUUUAUUCCUUUUUUUAAAAAAUAUCCUCAGUACUCAUGUAUCUUUUUUGGAGGGGCUAAUUAGGUUUGUUUAUUUAUUUUAAUGGAAGUCCUGGGGAUUGAACCCAGGACCUUGUGCAUACUAAGCAUGCACUCUACGACUGAGCUAUACCCUCCCCUCUCAAUUAUCUUAUAACUAGAAAUUUGUACCUUUUGACUGCCUUUAUCCAAUUCCCCCUCCCCUCAAGCCAUGCCUCUGGUAAUCACAAGUCUGAUCUCUUUUACUGUGAGUUUGUUUGCUGUUUUUGAAAUAUAGUUGGCCUACAACACUAUGUUAGUUCCUGUUAAACAACAUAGUGAUUCCAUAUUUCUAUACUUCAUAUUUCAAAAUGAUCACCAACAUAAGUCUAGUUAUGAUCUGUUACCAUACAAAGGUAUUACAUAUUUAAUGACUGUAUUACCCACACUGUAUACAGUAUCUACACUGUAUAUUUCAUCCCCCGGAGACUCCUCUUAAUCUCCUUCACCUAUUUCUUUCCUCCCACAACCCCUUCCCCUCUGGCAACCAUCUGUUCUCUGUGUCUGUAACUUUGUUUUUGUUUUGUUUUGUUAUGUUCAUUUGUUUUGUUUUUUAGAUUCCACAUAUAAAUGAAAUCAUCCAGUAUUUGUCUUUCUCUGUCUGAAUUAUUUCACUUAGCAUAACACCAUCUAGAUCGAUCCAUAUUUUUGCAAACGGCAAACUUUCUUUUUUAUGGCUGAGUAAUACUCCACAGACUUCUAACUUCUUGCUCUGUGCAUCCAUUCCUCUCCCAGGUUCUUUGAUCAUCUUUACGAUCACUAUGCCGAAUUCUUUCUCUGAUAGGUUUCCUAUUCCACUUCACUUAGUUCUUUUGAAAUUUUAUCUUGUUCCUGUUUGGAACAUGUUCCUCUUUUGCCUCAUUUUCCCUAAGUUAUUAUUUUUAUUUUUAUGUAUCUGGUAGGUAUGUUUCCUGACCUUGGAGAAGUGGCCUUCUGUGGGAGAUGUCCUAUAUGUCCCAGCAGCGCACUCCCCUCUCGUCACUCAUUAUGCUCUAGGGGUUCCCCCUGUGAGGGUGCAUGGGUCAUUCUGUUGUGGCAGGCUGACUGUGUGGGUGGGCUGGUAGGCUUGGUUGGCCCCUGGCCUGGCUGGUUGCCCGGGCUUACCUUGUGCAGAGGCUGCCAGCUCCUGGUUGGCUGACUGAGGAAAGUUGGGGCUAGUGCUGGUUCGCUUAUGGGCAGAGUCAGGGUCCAGAAGUGGUUAUAGAGGAAAUGUGGCUCAACACAAGAAAAGCCCUCAGAUAACAUCAUAAUAGUGAAAGCUGAAGGCUUUUCCUCUAAGAUCAGGAAUAAGACCAAGAUACCUGCUCUUGCCACCCUAUACAACAUAGUAUUGAAAUUCUUAAAACGAGCAAUUAGGCAAGAAAAAGAAAUGAAUGGCAUUCAAAUUGGACAAGAAUAAGUAAAACCAUCAUUAUUUGCAGAUGACAUGAUAUUAUAUCUGUGAAACAGUAAAUAGUUCACAAAAAAUUAAGUGUAAUAAAAUUCACUAAAGUUGCAGGAUACAAAAUCAACAUAUGGAAAUCAGUUGCAUUUCUAUACAGUAAUAAUGAACUAGCAGAAAGAGAAAUUAAGAAAUUGAUUUAAUUUACAGUUGCACCAUAAGUAAUAAAAUAUCUAGGAAUAAAUCUAACUGAGGUAAAAGACCUGUAUACUGAAAAUUAUAAGACAUUGAUGAAAGAAAUAGAAGAAGGCACAAAUAAAUGGAAAGAUAGUUUAUGUUUAUGGAUUGGAGGAAUUAACAUUGAAAUGUCCAUACUACCCAAAGCAAUCUACAGAUUUAAUACAACACCUAUCAGAAUUCCAAUGGCAUUAUUUAGAAAUAGAAGAAAUGUUCCUAAAAUUUGUAUGAAACUGUAAAUGACCCUGAAUAGCCAAAGCAAUCUUGAGAAAGAACAAAUCUUGAGGCAUCACACUUCCUGAUUUCAAUCUACAUUAUAAAGCUAUAAUAAUCAAAACAGAAUGGUAUUGAUGUAAAAAACAGACAUAUAGAUUAAUAGAACAGAUUGAGAGCCCAAUAAUAAAUGCACAUGUAUAUAGUCAAUUAAUUUAUGAUAAAGGAGCCAAGAACAUAACGCAAAGUGGGGAAAAGUAAGUAAAACAGCACCUUGUGGACUCCUGGGUGGUUUAGUCCAAUCCCAGCUCCAACUUCUGUUCUUACAGGGAGUGCUGUGCCCACUCUGCCGUGGAGCCUAGGUGACCAGUUAGCUGUUUGUAAAUUCACCACCACCACAACCCUUAAUUUUCCUAAACACACUGAGGCCAGGUGGCCGCCAUUGCGUGAAUUUGUAAAUGUGAACUGGCUUACUCACCAGUCCCCUGUUUCCCCAGGUGACCUGUUGAAGUACAUACAGAUCCAUGAAUAGGGGAGCUCUACCCUAAGGAACAGGGAAUAGCAAUCAGAUGAAAGGAAAGGAGCUAAUUAAUAUUGAGUAUUCAUAUAGUAGAACCAGGUGCUUGAGAUCCAUUAUUUUAUGUAAUCCUCACACUCUAAGAGAAGAACGUUAGUCACUUUUUUAAAUUAUGCUUUUAAAAAUGAAACAUAACAUACAGAAAAGUGCACAAACCAUAAGCUUGAUGAAAGCCAACACACCCAGACCAAGAAUUAGAAGCUCUCUUAGAGUCCCUCCCCAUCACUAUCCACUCCCUUCUCACUGCAAGUAAACAGUACCCUGACUUUUAAUAUCAUAGGCUUGAUUCGCCUGGUUUUGAACCUGUACAAAUGGAAUCACUCACUCUACAGGACAUGGCGUUAGGUCCAGCCCCUUUCACUGAAUAUUAUGUAUGUAAGUUACCUCCACAUUGUUGUAUGUAGCAGUUGUUUAUUCACUUGCAUUGGUAUAUCAUCUCCGGUAUGAGGAUGGAACAAUUUACCCAUUUUCCAUGGGCGUUAGGGUUAUUUCCACUUGGGAGCCAUGAUGAAAAAUGUUCUCUUUCAUUGUAUACAUGCUUUUUGGUGCAUGUAAGUACAUAUUUCUGUUAGCCCUGUACCUAGGUGUUGCGGGCUGUUUUAGUGAAUACUGCCUGACACUUUUAGGGGAUACCGCCAAA
Molecule: messenger RNA, 17613 nt
Organism: Camelus dromedarius (Arabian camel)
Lineage: Eukaryota; Metazoa; Chordata; Mammalia; Artiodactyla; Camelidae
Product: leucine-rich repeat-containing protein 37A
Exons: 24
Coding region: 1082-7855 (2257 amino acids)
Molecular function (GO): protein binding
Source: RefSeq, a predicted model, not a curated record